AGGACAUGACACAAAGAGUGGAAAGUAUGACGCUGGAAGGAAAAGAUGCUGCUCUACAGCAGUUAAUGCAACAAAUGUUGCAUCAACAACAAAAAUUAGUAAAAAUGCAGCAACAGCUGCAUUUUUUAAUAAGUCAUGGUGCAACAACGCAGCAGCAGCAGCAGCAAAAUACAAAUAACACAGAAAACAUCCAACAAAAGCAGCAGCAGCCGGAGGAACAAACAAGUGAAAAAAGAAGAGGAGGCGGAAAGUCUCGCGCUCGCUGGUAUCACCAGCGAGGUGGAAGAAAUGAAUGGGGAGGCAGAGGUGGAUGGGGAGGCAGAGGUGGAUGGGGAGGCAGAGGUGGAUGGAGCAACAGAGGUAGAUGGGGUGGCAAAGGUGGAUGGGAUGGCAGAG
Molecule: messenger RNA, 396 nt
Organism: Linepithema humile (Argentine ant)
Lineage: Eukaryota; Metazoa; Arthropoda; Insecta; Hymenoptera; Formicidae
Source: RefSeq, a predicted model, not a curated record